AUGAAAUUUACAUUGAUUAUAUUAUGCCUUAUAGUUGGAUCAUACUCACAAGAUCUCUAUUUUGUGAGUGAUCCUGAAGGAUUAUGUUUGGAUGGUUCAAGAGGAGUACUUCAAUAUAAUAUUUAAGUCUUAUUAUUUUGCUGAAGGAUACGGAUCAGGAUCAUAGAAUUUCAUAUUUCACUUUACUGGAGGAUCGUAAGAAUCUUAAUAUAUCUAAUUAGUUGGAUUCAAGGAUUGAACGAAUAAUAAUUGUUAAAUUCAGCAUACAAAAGGUAUGAUCUAUAUAAAUUAUGAU
Molecule: messenger RNA, 295 nt
Organism: Paramecium primaurelia
Lineage: Eukaryota; Ciliophora; Oligohymenophorea; Peniculida; Parameciidae
Source: the annotation of a GenBank genome assembly